AUGGCCAUGAAUUUCGUGACCUUUAACCAGGACUACAGCUACCUGGCUGUGGCAACAUCAAAGGGGUUUCAGAUCUUCACCACUGAACCCUUUGCCAAGAGUUAUGAAGCUAAGGAGGGCAAUAUUGCCGUUAUUGAGAUGUUGUUCUCGACUUCUCUCGUUGCUCUGAUCUUGUCUCCAAGGCGCUUGCAAAUUCAAAACACCAAGCGACAAUGCACAAUAUGCGAAUUGACAUUUCCAACAACGGUCUUAGCAGUGAAGCUGAACCGGAAACGGCUUGUUAUUGUGCUUGAGGAUCAAAUUUAUCUUUAUGAUAUUCAGACUAUGAAGCUUUUGUCUACCAUCGAUACAUCACCAAACCCUAACGCCAUUUGUGCCCUUGCCCCAUCGUCGGAAAAUUGCUACAUGGCCUACCCUCUUCCACAAAAGGCACAUGCAGCUGCAAACCCACCAGCUCAUGCUCCACCCGGAACAACACAUAUUGCUCCCACGACAGGUGAUGUUCUCAUUUUCGAUGCAGUCAAGCUAGAAGCUAUCAACGUAAUCGAGGCGCAUCGUUCUCCUUUGGCCCUUAUUGCGCUGAACAGUGACGGAACAUUGUUGGCCACUGCAUCUGAUAAAGGCACUAUCAUUCGCGUGUUUUCCGUUCCAGAUGGCCACAAGCUGUAUCAAUUCCGACGAGGCUCCAUGCCAUCACGAAUCUACAGCAUGUCUUUCAACACCACCUCCACUCUUUUAUGUGUCUCAUCAUCCACCGACACCGUUCACAUUUUCAAGUUGACUCAGCAAGGACCAUCAUCUGACGGCUCUUCAUCACACUCUCCACCGGGCCGUGACCAAGCUUCUCCGCCUUAUGGAUAUUCCCCAGAAGAUGAUGAGAUGGGCGGGGAUGCUGGCUCUGAUGCAUCGCGAAAGCAUAACGGUACACUGAUGGGGAUGCUACGUCGGACUUCUCAAAAUGUCGGAGGUGCGGUUGCAGCCAGGAUGGGCGGCUAUCUUCCCAAGGGAGUGAGUGAGAUGUGGGAGCCAGCACGCGAUUUUGCCUGGAUUAAGCUGCCCCGUGCAAACCAGGGUCCUGCUGGAAAUGGAAACUCUGGGCCAAUCAGGAGUGUGGUUGCUAUGAGUAGUAAUACUCCUCAAGUCAUGGUUGUGACCAGCGAUGGCAACUUUUACGUCUUUAACAUUGAUCUGUCCAAGGGUGGAGAGGGAACUUUGACGAAACAAUAUUCGUAUGUGGAUAUGAAUACGCCAUUUGAUUAG
This is a messenger RNA of Penicillium arizonense, 1260 nucleotides long. Its product is annotated as phosphoinositide binding protein ATG18. Gene Ontology annotation, molecular function: protein binding; phosphatidylinositol-3,5-bisphosphate binding; phosphatidylinositol-3-phosphate binding. The transcript is spliced from 4 exons. The record is from RefSeq and is a predicted model, not a curated record. Gene Ontology annotation, cellular component: extrinsic component of membrane; cytosol; fungal-type vacuole membrane. Lineage: Eukaryota; Fungi; Ascomycota; Eurotiomycetes; Eurotiales; Aspergillaceae. The coding region runs from base 1 to 1260 and encodes 419 amino acids. Gene Ontology annotation, biological process: protein lipidation; nucleophagy; autophagy of mitochondrion.